AUGUCCAUUCAACAUCCAUCAUACAUUCGUCCUUCUACCCAUACCGACAGGGUCAAGAACACCACCUUCUCAGAAUCCUUCUUGAAAGAGAGCGACCCGGUCCAUGCUGCCGACAAGCUCUCCAUAAUCAAGCGUGAUUCUGGCCCCAUCCAGCGUCCCGAAGAAGCCGCCGACCAUGUCUACCCCGGCGGUGCAGCGCUCUUCGACUUUGCUUUUUCGGGAGGCUGGAUGGGGCCAGAAUCACGCUUGAUGAUGGAGAGCUUGUCGGCAGCAUGGAUCGGGUCGCUCUCUUUCAAGAAGGAUUCGGAGAAGGUGGUGUUCUUGACCCUCUGAGAUCUUGGUGGUUGACCCUCUGAGAGUUUGGUGGUUGACGGUUAGAAACGAUAAUGGGCGCUUCCGACUUGCUGCCCAUCUCCUGGCGAGAGCUUGCUGGAUCACAGAGCCCAUAAGUUGUUCGAUAUCAAUUGCGCAAAUGCGCCAUGCAAUCUAAUACGGA
This is a messenger RNA of Cryptococcus amylolentus CBS 6039, 496 nucleotides long. RefSeq lists its product as hypothetical. NCBI's taxonomy places the organism in Eukaryota, Fungi, Basidiomycota, Tremellomycetes, Tremellales, Cryptococcaceae. The transcript is spliced from 2 exons. The record is from RefSeq and is a predicted model, not a curated record. Bases 1 to 333 code for a protein of 110 amino acids.